UUCUUGUUCAGUUCCUCUUCCGACAAUAUCAAAACUACAUACCACUUCUUUCCCUUUGGAUUUUCGAAUCUCUCCGCCGCCUUAACUGUUCAGCUCCGUUGGUACUUCGGCAAUCGGAUGUCGGACCCGGAGAUGCAUAUGUGGAGUUCUUGUUUCUGUCUGAGUCUAAUUUUCCUUGUCAGGUGAUACAGCUCUAGUUCUUGUAAUCGAAACAUGCUUCUUUGAUUCUUAGGGUUUUGUUAGAAUUGACGAAUCGGGUUGUUAUAAAAAUAGGGUUUUUUUUUAGGUUUUGGUUUCAUAGCUUCUUGUUCUGUGUAGUUUAGGCUAAGAAUUAUAGAAAUUGGGGGUUAGGGUUUUGUUAGAUUAGAGAUGAAAGGAAGAUCUUAUAGGUUCUCUAGCACGGAUCCUCAUGAGGAUUGGGUUGAUGGAUCCUGGACUGUGGAUUGUGUUUGUGGUGUGAACUUCGAUGAUGGAGAAGAGAUGGUGAAUUGUGAUGAUUGUGGUGUUUGGGUUCAUACUCGUUGUUCUCGUUAUAUUAAAGGUGAGGAGCUUUUCACUUGUGAUAAGUGUAAAAGCAAGAACAAUGUUAAUGAUAGUGAGGAGACUGAGGUUGCUCAGUUGUUGGUUGAGUUGCCUACUAAGACCUUGAGAAUGGAGAAUUCGUGUACUCGGGGUGUUCCGCUGAAGCGUCCUUUUAGGUUAUGGACUGAGAUCCCGACCGAGGAAAAAGUUCAUGUGCAAGGUAUCCCAGGCGGGGAUCCGGCUCUAUUUGAAGGGUUGUCGUCGGUUUUCUCCCGGGAUCUUUGGAAGUGUACUGGUUAUGUGCCUAAGAAGUUUAACUUUAAGUAUAGGGAGUUUCCAUGCUGGGAUGAGGAAGAGAAGCAGAAGGAUGAUAUUGAGAAUGGGUAUCAGGAGGAAAAUGGUGCAGGGGUUUUAUUUUCGAUGUCGAAGGAGAAUGUGAUUGCUGCUCCUGUGAGUGCUUUGGUUGGAAUGAGGAGUCUUGAUGCUAAGGGAACCAAUGACUUGAAGCAUGGUUGUGCAAAAGAUGGGAUUAGUUGGGAGGACCCUGGGGAUGCAGAGAUGAAGCAGUCUCGUAGUGCAAUGAAGAAGGAUAAGAGGUUGCUUCGUCCUUUGAUCACGAAUAAACGAAGAAAAGAAUUGUUUGGAGCCUCGAAAGAGCGGAUCAAGAAGAAGGUUGAAGUUGCAGAUAAAAAAGAGGAUGAUAAGAAAGGUUUUGUCGGUAAAACAGCAGUUCGAUCAACGAGUGAUUCUAAGCCAUCAGAAUCUCGUAAGGACUUAGAACCAGAAGGUUUGGCUAGCAACGUUGGGAUCACGAAGAGUGAAAAGGCCAAGAGAGCUGCUUUUGGAGAAUCUAAUGAUGGUGGCCUUUCUCUGAAAACUGGCGUGGAUGAAUCUGGUAAUUCAGAAAUUGGUGUUGAAUGCUCCAGAGAACAGAAUCUUUCUGACGUUCAUGCUAAUGGUGCUGGAAAACAGGAAGAGAAAGCUGGUCAUCAUUUCCGAAUUGUGCUUAAGAGCUCUGCAGCUGCUGAUCCUUCCGUGCUCGGAGGAAAAGAUGUUCCACAGAGUGAGGCUAAUAAGGAGGACGAGAGACAAGGCACAAUAGCUGACGCUCCAGAAGACACUGCAGGCGAUUCAUCUGAAAGUUCGCUUAAGCCUUCUCCUGGUUCCACAAUUGGUAAAGCACGAGAAUCUGAAGAGAAAACUGGUGAUGAUGCCAGUGGGAAUAUCAGUUCGAGGAAGAACAAAUUCCUAAAAGAAACAGCUGAUACUGGUGCCGGUGGAGCUGUAGGCCCUAUGGAUUCUAGAAUUUCAGGGACGUCGACAUCUCAUAUCUCUGGCGCUUCUGAAUUGAACAUAAUGAGACCGAGCAGUUCACUUCCUGAUGAGCACAGACUGCAGCCUGUUGGUAUGGUAUCAGAAGGACUUAGUAGUGGCAAUAGAGAUAAAACUUCUGAAUUAAAACAAGAAAUAAUGGUUUCGGAAGCAGAAAAAGAUAUUCUGGAAUCAAAGCCUGGAUCUGGUUUAUUUCACGAUUCAUCAAAGCCUUUUAGACCUACUCCACACACGGUUUCAGGAAACGGCAGGCCUAAGAUGGUAGUAUGCAUUGGAAAAACAUCAGCAAGUUCAGCCACAGAAAAGUCUUCUAGGUGUGACGAUAAUCCUAAGCCCUCAACUUCCAGGAAUUCUAAUCCUGGCUCUAAGCAAGAACCAGGUGGCGAUGAUACUGAUUCUGAUGCUGAUGCUAAUGCCAAUGACGAGGACUGUACUUCCAGUGAUGUGAUCCGAGAGAGAGAUGGGAAGGAUGAACCUUCAGAGAAAGCUCUGAAACAUCCUAAAUUUCCUAUUACCUCUACAAAAUCAAUGCAGCAUAACCGUACAUCCCAUUCUUCAGUUUCCAAGACAAGAGAGUUUUCCUCUUCUUCAAAGACAUCUUCAGCAGCUCGGCUUAAUGGUGGUUCAUCCGAUGCUCCUAAUAAACAUUCGCUUCCAGGGACCUUCCCGAAAAAUGAAAAGCCUGGACAAUCAGUAUUCCAGUCAUCAACUAAGAACCCUGUGCAGUCUAUAGUUUCUAAUGCUCCAAAUUUGAGCGAUGAAGAGCUUGCGUUAAGACUGCACCAUCAACUCAAUAGUUCUCCUCGGGUUCCUCGUGUCCCGCGCAUGAGACAGCCUGGUAGCUUGCCCCUGUCUCCAACCGCUCCUAGUUUUAAGCGCACUUCUAGUUCUGGUAGCAAGGAUCACACAACGUUUUCCAGAAGGAAAAACAAGGAUGCAUCCAAAGAAGGUCACCGCAAUUUGCGUGAUGAUGAUGGAUGUAGUACAAGGAGUGCCAAAACGCGUCGUUCUCCUGAUAGGAGAACACAACAAGACAGUGGAAGCAGAGGAGGGAGUUUACGUUCCAAGGGGGAAGAAAAUGAAACCCCCAAAACCUCUUCUUACUCCUCUCGGAAAGUACAUCUCCCACCAAACUCGACUACAAGCACAAGCAGCGGACCGUGUUCAUCCAGCGAGUUGAAUGAGCACAAUAAGCCUUCUCCACACAGUUCCCCUAGGAAUAAUGGUACUCCAGUACAUCGAACUUUGCCAGGCUUAAUCAAUGAAAUCAUGAGCAAAGGCAAGAGGAUGGCAUAUGAGGAGCUGUGUAACGCAGUCUUGCCGCACUGGCCUCACUUGAGGAAACACAACGGAGAACGAUAUGCAUAUUCAAGCCAUUCACAAGCUGUUCUUGAUUGCCUGAGGAAUAGGCACGAGUGGGCUCGUCUGGUUGAUCGUGGCCCCAAGACUAAUUCGGGGAAAAAGAAACGGAAGCUUGAUGCAGCAGAGGAGGAGUCAGAUGAGAACGAAAACAGUAAGGGAGGAAGGAAGAGACUGCAACAACAUCACUCCCAAGGAGAAGAGUUUCCCAAAGGAAAAAGGAAAGCAAGAAAACGAAGAAGGCUCUCUCUUCAAGGAAAAGGCGUCAAAGUGUUGAGAAAGAAGAGAAACGAAGAAGAAGAAGACGAGGUAAGCGAAGAAGAUGAGGAAGGUGCGUUCUCGGACACAAGCGAGGAGAGUGUCUUCUGCGAAGACGAGGAAGAAGAAGAAGAGGGCCACACUACUGGUGCUGGUGCUGGACGACAAGUCUCAGCUAGUAGCUCUGAAGAAGCUCAAGCCACUUCAUGACUCUAGUCUCUCUUCUCCCUAUGUAAUAUAGAAAGUACUGUAUAUGUGUAUGCAUUAUGUAGCUUUGUGUAUUUUACCAAAAAGCUUUUCUCAAUAGACAAUGUACCAAUAAUUUGUGCUUCUCUAUAGGGCCAAUAUUGGGAAUGGGAUGGUAUCAUUUUCUGAGCUGUAUUUGUGGUUUUGUGGUAUAAUAUAAUUUUUAGGAACAAAAGUCUAAUUUGAUGUAUGUCUGCUUAUCUUA
Messenger RNA from Capsella rubella, 3922 nucleotides. Its product is annotated as serine-rich adhesin for platelets. The transcript has 7 exons. The coding region runs from base 370 to 3681 and encodes 1103 amino acids. Lineage: Eukaryota; Viridiplantae; Streptophyta; Magnoliopsida; Brassicales; Brassicaceae. The record is from RefSeq and is a predicted model, not a curated record.